Molecule: messenger RNA, 2201 nt
Organism: Fusarium verticillioides 7600
Lineage: Eukaryota; Fungi; Ascomycota; Sordariomycetes; Hypocreales; Nectriaceae
Exons: 1
Coding region: 1-2130 (709 amino acids)
Source: RefSeq, a predicted model, not a curated record
AUGCUUGGGCGACAUUCCCUCCUAAGACGGACCCGUCUCGAUCACCCAUCGACAUCUCCACUCGCUUUCGCGCUACGGAUCUAUGGUUCCUCGCUAAUACAUCAACGACCCGCUGAGGUGGGUCGAAGACGAUGGCUAGCAUCAAUAUCUCCCUGGGUUUCAACCUCGACUUCGACUUUUGCGCAUCAUCGAGGCAAUUCACCACCAGACGAAAACUCUACCCACCGUCCUACGCCUUUGGAUUCACUGCUCAAAGCUAUACGAUGUCAAGAGACUGGUCGCAUCCUCCCAACGUUCCAAGCCUGGGUCCAAUCAUUGGCCAACGAUGAUGCUGAGGUCGCCAACGCAGCUCUUCAAGAGCUAGCGGGGCUUCCUGUUGCAACUUUCUCUGAGAUUCUUCGAGCACUUGACCCCGUUGCAAACAAACAUCUCGAUGUUGCACACGAUAUCGCCGUCUCUCCUGGAGAAAUGCAGUUCACAAACGCACACUUCCUUGUAGACAAAUUCGGCGUACGGUACCAGCAUCGCUUUGUCCUUGACGCCUUGAAGAUUGUUUUUAAAGCUCGUCGUGAUGGAGGCCGUAACCUUGUCCUCUCUGACUUCGAGGUCCUUAUCCGUUGCGCCGGCGCUGCUGGAGACUUGACAGAUGUUGCCUACUUUUUCAGUACAAUGCAACGCAACGGCUUGGGAUCAAAGCGCAGCACGAGAACUUGGAACGAGUUCUUCAAGGCUCGCUACAUGACCGAUCCUGUUUACUACCAGUAUCACCGACAGAGAGUCCUUUAUAAGCCUCGUGAGGGGUACAAAAUAUUUUUCAGGAUGCCUCUCAACAACCUUAAGCGACUGGAAAGUCUCCGACACAGCCGGAAUGCCCUUGGGAUGACCCCUUUCAAUCGUCAACGACAUCGCCUAUGGGCAGAUAACAUGUUAUGGAAGCGCAAAAAGACAGGUUACCAAAGUUACUUCGCACAUUGGCGCCGCAGCAAGAAUUCUGGUGUUCUACUCAAUGAGGAACUGCUUUGUACCACUCUGAUUGCAUUCGCUCGCAGUGGCUCGUUCCAACACAUGCGGGGCAUUGUCCUCAAACGAGGUUUCGGUAUCGGACUGGUAGAAGACAGAAAGACCGGCACCUUCACCAUCAAUGGUUCCAAGGCGUUUCGUCCAGGCAAUCCACGAGCUCCCACUGAGCGUCUGCUGAAUGCUAUCGUCGAAGCAUUUGGGUCCAUGAUGCGUAUUCGAUUGGCAUGCCAACUCCUCAUCCACGUCUCUGAUGCCUACCAAAUACCCAUUCCACGCGAAACAUGGUGUAAUCUCUUCAACUGGGCCUAUGUUUGUAGCGUUAAAUCAAAUCAGCGUCAGCGUCGGUUCAUGUAUUUCUUUCCGCCCUCUUCAAACGUGACUCCAUCAACAGUUACCGAGAUUUGGGACACAAUGACUUCAGAACCUUACAACGUCGAGCCUUCGUUUGAAAAUUACAUCGUCUACAUCAACUCGCUUAUAUUUAAGCAGGCCUUCAGUUCGGCAUUGAAUAUGAUACGCGACCAUGCUGUUCCUCAUUACCGUCAGCUUGAGAAAAAGCAACUACAGAGCGUGUUUGACGACGUUCUCCAGGAAGCCUCGGAGCCCAGCCACAGCCGCCGAACAAUUGAAACACAAAAGGAGCACGCUUGGUACCAGAUCGCAAAAUGCCUGGAAAAUUUGCUCAGUACCGCUUCCAAGAACAGUCGCCAGCGAAAGGGCAACUUUACAACCACUGCCAUACCACACAUCAUCACAGAAUUCAGCGAAUUUCUACACGACCAGAUACGCUAUCGUACCUCCCAAGGCUACGUAUGCCUGGAACGCUCAGUCGAGUUGCCACGCUUCAAAUGGGUUACAUCUUUACGAACAACACUGCCUCAGUUAAAGGGCGGUGUGGAAACGCAGAUGAUGGUGAGCAAGGGCGCGGUUGAAGAGGCAGAAACCUACGAAGAGCGCAAAGAGAACUGGCCCAGAGACCCCGAGAUGAAGAUACUUGAAUGGAGGCGUAAACCGCGGCCGAGACCCCGUGCGAAGGGGCCUGCGCCCGAGAGGACGGCCGUGGACAAGUUGGAGUGGUGGAAGAAUUUAGAAGAUGAGUUAAUGGUGUAGAUAUAAGGUAAUGGUUGUAGAUCUAGACUAUAGGCAUCUAGAUGCCAUGCAUCAUAGACUUGACGCAGCGA